This is a messenger RNA of Eupeodes corollae, 3069 nucleotides long. Its product is annotated as meckelin. Gene Ontology annotation, biological process: cilium assembly. Lineage: Eukaryota; Metazoa; Arthropoda; Insecta; Diptera; Syrphidae. The transcript is spliced from 11 exons. Gene Ontology annotation, cellular component: MKS complex; ciliary transition zone. Bases 106 to 2961 code for a protein of 951 amino acids. The record is from RefSeq and is a predicted model, not a curated record.
UAUUUAACAAGAAACAGCUCAUUCAUUUAAGAACACCUCGAAGGAAUACCAGGCACCAGUUUUUUUUUUUGUUUCAUCUUAAAAAAAUAAAAGACUAUCAAAACUAUGAUCUUCCAUAAAAAGUUUGUUUCCGUCUUCCUUUUUAUUGUGAUAAUAUAUGUGCAACUAGGAGAAAGUACAAAUUUACAAGCCCUUAAUAGGACUUUAUUUUUGUUAAACCAUCCCAAAUCUUGCAGAAGCAAUGAGUUUUACAGCUUGGAUUAUUUUUUGUGUUUCCCAUGUGAACCUAGAGAACAUUUGAGGCCCAGCUUCGAUAAACUAGCCUGUGAUUGUCAAAAAAACUAUACAAUAGUUGCUUUGUAUGGUCAACGAAAAGUUUGUUUAGAACCAUGUACAAGUAAAAAUAGCGUCAAAUGUGCAAAUACAACAUCCUUACGACAUAGAGAAGAUCCCUGCAAUUUGAAUUUUAUAAAUUAUACAAUAGGAAAUAAAAAUGGUGCAGAGAAAGAUAUUAGCAUUUAUCCAAACACAGCAAUUUAUGGAAACGAUUGCAGAUGCGAUUUGAAAUACAAUUAUAUUUAUAGGAACUAUUGUAUAUGGAAGCCACUUUUAAAGAACUAUCUUAAUCACAAUGCUUUCUGGAAGCGAGGAAGACUGUAUGUUGAUUUGAAGUUCAUAGCAUUUUUCUGUCAGUCACUUCAAAACAUCACUGCGUGCAAUAAUUUGGCAAACUUGUGCAUACAAUCGUUUUUUGAUACUGACAAAAAUUCACCGUGCAGUGUUUUCCUACUCUCCCAGGCUUCUGAUGCCGCACUUUACUCUAGCGUGGGAGAGAACCUUAAUGGAUUGCGCCCAUUUUUAUUUUACAAAAAAGGCAAAGAUACUUUACAAGAAGUUGAGGAAAAAAUUCAAAUUUCUGAAGGUGCCCUUAAUUUGUUUUCGACAGUGUUCUCAUUAGAAGGCCAAUUGACCCGAUGGGAAAGUUUUCAACCGAACAGGCUAAAUCUUUGUGGACAUGAUUUCUUAGGUCAAUAUGGCGGUUUUCAGAUAUACAAAAAUAUUCAAAUCGUCUGUCAACUUACACUUGAUUCAAUCAUAGACAUGGCAUCUGUACAUGGAAAUAAGUAUUUCAUAAGCGUUUUUCUCAAUCAUACGAGAGAAGAUAACAAUCGAUACUUACAAACGAUACCCAUAUUGAUUGAGAACUUAUUUGAAGGAAAUAAUGAACUUAACCCUACUGAAUGGCAGUUGGUGAAACGUUUUCAAAUAGUUGGAGCAGUAACAACAUUUAAUUUAGCAAACCAACCAAUUCUACCUUAUGAAGAUUCAUACAAAAUGCAGCUUUUUAAAUCGAUACGAGUAUUACGAAAAUUUGAGUUGCGUUGCACUGUACUUGGAGAUAACAAAAUUAAAGUUCCCAUAAUAGUUCUAGAUUAUCAUAUAAUUGAUUUAUCGCUCAACGCAUCUUUAGACGAAAAGUAUAAUUUCGAAUUUCUAGUAACAUUCAAAAAAGAUGAAGACUCAUCGGGAGACUUAUUUGGAAUAGUUCUAUCUGUUUUCAUUUUGAUUGGCUUCUUAUUUGCAAUUUUUAGAGCGUAUGUUUUUAAAUGUCGUCGAAAUUUAGAAUGUUUUGAAAUGCUUGUCUUUUCUGAAGCAUUGUUAAAUUCUAUGUCAAACAUAGGAAACUCAUUUUUGGCUGUUGUAAUUCUGCACGUCUUCUUCUCAUCUAUAAGUUUUCUUAUUCAUUUUGAUGAGGCCUCAGCCCCAGUUCAAAAAUAUCAACUCUUUAAGUUUUGUAUAUAUUGUGGUCUUUUGUUAAAGGGUUUUAGUUUUUUCGUAAAUUUUUGGAAGAUCUCAAAAAUUGAUAUAUUUUUCGUUGACUGGGAACGGCCUAAGAAUUGUGAUGUUUCAUUGCAUUUGAAAAAUAACAUGGAAACAUCUUCGCAAUGUUCAAGUAUUCGAACAUUUACUGAGAAUAAUGUUUCAGCGUGGAGAACAUUUUUUCUGGCAAACGAAUGGAUUGAUUUAAGUAAUAAACAAAAAACCUCUUCCUUUGUUCAAGGUUUUGUUUCUCUAGCUUUAUUUUGGAUCUCCAAAAAAUUCUUUCCCAUAUUUUAUUUAAAUUCAACUUUGAACCUGUUUGCCUGCGCUGGCAUAUAUUCUUCUGUUCAAUUUAUACAAAUUUUGUUAAGAAGUUUUCUAUUGGAUCAAGUGAUUGGAAGCCCCCUUAGGAAAUUCAUGGAUAUGUGCACGUUGGCUAAUGUAUCUAUAUUUACACUAAUGGACUGCUCAUUUGGAUAUUAUAUUCAUGGUCGAUCUCCACAUGGAUUCUCGGAUACAGAUAUGUCUUCUAUGAUAUUUCAACUGCAACGUGAAUCUCAAAAUAUGUGUGGAAAAAGAGGACUUUUAAGUGAUUCCGAUUUUCAAACCUAUAUUGUGCUGCCGCCACUGAAUUUAAGAAAACACAUUGAACAACUCUUACCGCUUAAACAAAGAACAGACAAUUUAUCACAAUCUUACUUCCAAAAAGAUGUUGGAUUUUCAAAUAGAAAUAUGGAGGGAGUUUCUGAAAGAAGUACAACUUCUUACAAUAGAGUGAAUAAAUUCUUCUGUGCAUUUAUCGAUCACGCAAUCAAGGACAUGGACUAUAUUAUAAAGGAGAAAACUUUUAUUGAACACUUACUGAGGUGUGAGUUUGAAAGUUUUGUUGCGGAACAAAAAGGGACGUUUUACAUUGAUGAUAGUUUAAAUUUUAGUUCACUUUUUCUCUAUGGAAAUCAAAGUGAAAUAUUUGUGAUGGAACUUUUAAUUUUCUUAGCAAUGAAUCUACUAACAUGCAACUUUACUAUUUCUAUAAUUGUUGUUUGUGCUUCAAACAAGCUAUUUCAGAAAAUAUUUCGAUUUUGGGUGAAGAACAAUAUAAUCACAAAAACCUUGAUUGAAAAACGAUUUCUGAUUUAAAUUUUUAUUUUUUAAGAAAUAAAAUUUGCGUUUUCAAUAAAUGUUAUAGUGUAACAAACAAAAUUGGAAUACAUUUUUGAAUAAAAGUAUUUUUGUUAACAGAUCUCA